Molecule: messenger RNA, 363 nt
Organism: Mollisia scopiformis
Lineage: Eukaryota; Fungi; Ascomycota; Leotiomycetes; Helotiales; Mollisiaceae
Exons: 2
Coding region: 83-310 (75 amino acids)
Source: RefSeq, a predicted model, not a curated record
UACGCUCUUUACUGCCCAAAUGGUUUUCAUGGCAUACGCAACAUGCAUUUGAUGUACUGUCAGCAUAGGAUGCACCAAGAGAAUGAUGCCACCGGUAGCUGAACGCGUAAGCAGAGGACCACACACCAACUUUUCUUCUAUUCAGCCUCAACCUAUCGUCCUAUUCAGCCUCUUCAAGAUUUUUCAAUCCCUCAACAACAACACCACCCGCAAGCUGCAGGAUUCAAUUAUUCACUCUAUCCUCUCUACACCCUUUCUCCGCAAUUUGAAUCAGCUUCAUCUGCUCGUCAUCGGCCCCUGGAACACUUAAACGUGGCACCAUGUUAGAGCUGCGCCGCUUGGACCAGCUUACCGAUCAUGGGG